Merops nubicus (carmine bee-eater) is the source of this 150-nucleotide messenger RNA. RefSeq names its product platelet glycoprotein Ib alpha chain-like. The transcript has a single exon. NCBI's taxonomy places the organism in Eukaryota, Metazoa, Chordata, Aves, Coraciiformes, Meropidae. The annotation marks the transcript as partial. The record is from RefSeq and is a predicted model, not a curated record.
AUGCCUGCAACCGCAACGGCCCUGGACCCAGCAACCACCGUGCCAACCACACUGCCAGCAGAACCUGCACCCACCACGUCAACUGUGCCAGCACCCACCACGCCAACCACAUCUGCACCCACAACAGCACCAGCACUGCCAUCAGCACCC